CACUGGUUUGUUUACAUUGACAGGCGCCGAGGAGGGAGAGAGGCGAGGCGUGACACGAAGGAAUGGAGGAAAAUAAUUAAAACAGCGACGAAGAGGAGAACAUUAAGAAGCCAAGGCAGUGAGAAUGGACGGAAUAUAUUAAAGGGAGCACCAAGGAGUAUAGAGGACGAGAAUACUUACUGACACGUGACACAGCGCCGCCCACCGCCUACUGACAACGAUGGAGUUGGCUUACAAAAUAUCAAACCGGCAAGGACACUUCACCCUGCCUACCACAUGGAUGCCCCAGGAGGCUGCGGCGCGACAGAGAGUGGCAGUGGUCGCUGUGUUCGGGCGGAGCUCCCUGGACGCUGGGGGGUGCAAGGCGGCUGCUCUGGAGGCGAUGGUGGGGCAACGCAUCUUCAACAGGGACCUGACGCACCCUAUACAUGUGGACCAAAGGACGCUGACAGGCGUUGAUGGAUAUUAUGAUGUUGGGCGUCGCACCGUCUACCUGCACCUCACAGCUGCCUACGACACCUCUACCCUCAUUGCAUCCCUUGAACAUAUGCAUCAGCUCUUGCAGGAGAAGGGGUUCUUGAUGGCCUGGUCCAGUCUCAAGUUAGGGUUUGCCAAGAGCCUGCUGGUGCUGUUCUCUGUGUCCCAUAUCCUGCUGCUCUGCCACCCCACCCACACCUUUGACGUCACCUACAUACAUCUCUUCAGGACCCUGGACGCUAUACGGUCCAAGGCACACAACCACCUCUCAGAACUCCUGCGUACCGUCCCAGGCAUCAGCAAGGAUUGGGUAGCGUUUGGCCGCCUGUGUGCCCCUCGCGUACUCUUCCUCUUCUCCGCUCGCCUCCUGCCUCCUCAGAUCCGGGGCAGCGCGGAGGACGGGGCAGCUCACAGGGUCCGAGGCGGCGGGGGUCGCUGUUCCGCCCCUUCCAGCCCUCUACGGAACCUGGAACUAGCUCUUGAGGACCAAAUAUAUCGUCUUCUCCGCAAAAGUCGGGUCAUCACAAAUAUUAGUGCCAACUCUCUCUUUGCGCUUCCAAACAACCAAGCAUAUGUUUACAUCAUGGAGGAACCGCAGCCUGGCACCGCAGCCCCCCCCCUCAUCGCUGCCACCCUGCACUCGCUCUGUGGCACCCCAUCGGCCCCCUCCACACCCUCUGCUGGUGAUAGCUUGGCGGCCGACCUCACCCACCUCAGCCUGGGUAUGGCGGGGGGGCGGGGGCAGAGUGUUGGUGGCGGACGGCAGGACCCGACCUCAGCCACCACCGCCAAUGGGCUAAGCGCUUCAAUUCUCUCCGGCGUGGCAACGGAACGGAAGAGGAACCUGGAGCACAGUUUCGCCAUCUUCCUCCAGCAGCACAUCGACCAGGCACUGGGGAAGGGAUUUGACGACAAUGUGGGUAGGCAUUCCGGACCCCUCUUCUUCAUGGUGCCAAGAGCGAAUGUGUGGUUCGAGGCUGUCAACAAAAUCUAUAAUUUCUUCGUGUCGGAACCAUCGGAGAAGGACACCAAGGCUAAGCAGGUCAUGAGCAGCCUACAGAACCUGGUGGAGACUGAGGUGAGGUUCUCGGCUGCCCGCUGCGCCAAGAUUCUGCCCCUCGCUCUCUCCACCUACAAGGAUGGCCUGCCUCCCCACUACACCCAGCUACACCACCAGGAGAAGCUGGUCAUGGCUCUCACUGUCCUCAGCGGGCAGGCGAGGGGCCCAAUGUAUGAGGAGUAUGUGUCCCAGUUGGAGGAGGCGUGCGAGAGGGUGUGGCGAGAUGGGAGGAUGGGAUGUGAGGUGCUGUCCCUGUCUGGUAACACUUGUCAGCACCCUCGACACAACACGGCCUCGGAGGGUGACGGGGAGGGCGUGGAGAGGGGCCUUCCAGUCAUGCCACACAGCUCCGGCGUCACCUACAUCAGCUUUUGCAACUGUGGACGCCGGCAGGGACAACGCGAGGACCCCUUCACUGUGCACGACGCCAACCACCUCUUCUACUCCCUCCUGGCCGACACCUGUUGCACGCGUCUUGAGGCCAUCACCUUCCCCACCUUUAAGCCCAGUGUGUCCAAUGCCAGAGCCGCCAAGGUCUCCGGCUCCGAGGAUGACGACAGCGACACAACCACCACCAUCACCACCACCACCACAGCCUCCACCGCGACCUCUGACCUCCCCCGCAGUGACAUAGACGCCCCAGCCCAGCAGCUCCUACCCCGCGACCCCACUGACUCCGGCACCCCCCACACUCCCGGGCUUAGUCUGGGGGGGGUCGGGGGGCUGAGUGGGAGUGUGUGCGGCGGGGCGACAGCGGGGCGGAUGACCGGGGGCGAACAUAGCCACGGGGGCGGGUCGCAAGUGGUGAUUACGUUGACUAAGGAUGAUGUGCGGAUGAUUGGAAAGGACCGAGGGAUCAUCCGGCAGGCAUCCACUACCGAAUAUCUACCGGGCAUGCUGACAACCGCCUCGCCGUCCGGUCUACUGGCCCAAUACUCCUCCUGGGCCCUCACCUGUCUCGGACCAUCCUCCCUGUACUCCCAUAACGCUGGUAUAUGCGACCAACCCGGCUUCCUCCCCGGGACCAAUUUCCUCCUGCCGUGGGAUGUGACGGUGAAGAUUGAGGACAGGGAGAAGUGGCCGGCUAUUGCGGACACCCUCGGCAAGAAGGCUCUGCUCCUCAAGAACAAGAAGAACAGAUGUGGAGACCUCCACGAGUUCUCCGUCAAGAUCUUCCUGGGCGUGGAAUACGAGUGCAAAGGGGGACAUCGAUUCAUGCUGGCUUCCCCUGACCGUCACCUGAAGGCCUCUCCGUCAGGGCUCGUAAAGGAUAAUGCCACCAAGAUCGCCAACGCUGACAUGCCCCUGUACUUCCCGUGUCCGUGCAGUCGCAGCGGUGGGGGCAUCAUGAACGGACAGCUGAUGAGGCUCCACAUCGUCACCCCGAAGGCUCCCGUUAACGUCACUCUCUCGCCACAAGUUCAACCAGCGCCCGACCCCUGCCCGCGAUUCAUCCCUCAACCACCUACGUCACUCCCGGUCAAGCUCUCGGCCUCCGCAUACUGGGUUCUCCGCCUACCCUAUGCCUACGUCGGGGAUCAGGGGCCGCACUACCCCCCAGACCCACGCCAGCCCACGCCGCCCUCAUAUGCAAGGCUUCAUAAGGGUUGUUACGGGAUAUCGCAGGUGACGCUGGAUAGGUGAGGUGUGGGUGCGCUCGGUUGUGGUUUGUUUUGGUCUCCCUGUGAUGUGGAGGGGAAAGGGAGAAGGAAGGAAGGAAGGUUGAAGAGGGAAGGGAGUUUAUGGAAGUAGGGAGGAAGGAAGGAAGGAGAGGAAAGGGAGUUAUGGAAGGAGGGAGGAAGGAAGGAAGGAAGAAGAGGGAAGGGAGGAGAGAUUGGGAGAGAUCAUGAGGGAUUGGAGACAGAAGGGAGGAAAGGAGGAGAAAAAAGGGAGAGAUAUGAGAGGGAGAGGGAAAAGAUAGGGAGAUAAUGAGGGAUUGGAGACACAAGGGAGGAAAGGAGGAGAAAAAAGGGAGAGAGAAAAGAAAGGGAGGAAGAAAGAUGAAAAUGGGAGGAGAGAAGAGAGAGAGAGAGAGAGAGAGAGAGAG
This is a messenger RNA of Eriocheir sinensis (Chinese mitten crab), 3584 nucleotides long. Its product is annotated as nonsense-mediated mRNA decay factor SMG8-like. The record is from RefSeq and is a predicted model, not a curated record. Bases 221 to 3181 code for a protein of 986 amino acids. NCBI's taxonomy places the organism in Eukaryota, Metazoa, Arthropoda, Malacostraca, Decapoda, Varunidae. Gene Ontology annotation, biological process: nuclear-transcribed mRNA catabolic process, nonsense-mediated decay. The transcript has 19 exons.